Molecule: messenger RNA, 2199 nt
Organism: Loxodonta africana (African savanna elephant)
Lineage: Eukaryota; Metazoa; Chordata; Mammalia; Proboscidea; Elephantidae
Gene: GSG1L
Product: GSG1 like
Exons: 8
Coding region: 1-1035 (344 amino acids)
Biological process (GO): regulation of AMPA receptor activity
Cellular component (GO): plasma membrane; postsynaptic density membrane
Source: RefSeq, a predicted model, not a curated record
AUGAAGACAAGCCGCCGCGGCCGAGCGCUCCUGGCCGUGGCCCUGAACCUGCUGGCGUUGCUCUUCGCCACAACCGCCUUCCUCACCACGCACUGGUGCCAGGGUACGCAGCGGGUGCCCAAGCCCGGCUGCGGCCAGGGCGGGCGCGCCAACUGCCCCAACUCGGGCGCCAACGCCACGGCCAACGGCACCGCCGCCCCCGCCGCCGCCGCCUCGGCGAGCGGCCCCCCUAGCGGCGCGCUUUACAGCUGGGAGACAGGCGACGACCGCUUCCUCUUCAGGAAUUUCCACACCGGCAUCUGGUACUCGUGCGAGGAGGAGCUCGGCGGGCUCGGUGAAAAAUGCCGCAGCUUCAUUGACCUGGCCCCAGCAUCGGAGAAAGGGGUCCUGUGGCUGUCAGUGGUCUCCGAGGUGCUCUAUAUUCUCCUGCUGGUGGUUGGCUUCAGCCUCAUGUGUCUUGAGCUUUUCCACUCCAGCAAUGUCAUCGAUGGGCUCAAACUCAAUGCCUUCGCAGCCGUCUUCACGGUGCUUUCAGGCCUCCUGGGAAUGGUCGCUCACAUGAUGUACACACAAGUGUUCCAGGUCACCGUGACCCUCGGCCCUGAAGACUGGAGGCCCCAUUCCUGGGACUAUGGGUGGUCCUUCUGCCUGGCGUGGGGCUCCUUUACCUGCUGCAUGGCAGCCUCUGUCACCACGCUCAACUCCUACACCAAGACGGUCAUUGAGUUCCGGCACAAGCGCAAGGUCUUUGAGCAGGGCUACCGGGAGGAGCCGACCUUCAUAGACCCUGAGGCCAUCAAGUACUUCCGGGAGAGAUGUGAAAUUGAAGCACAGAGAGGUGGAGUGACUUGCCCAAAGUCACACAGCUGGGAAAAGAGAGAUGGGAACGAGGAAGAGGACCUUCGCUUAGAUUGCCGCCAUGAGAGAUAUCCCACCCGACACCAGCCACACAUGGGGGAUUCCUGGCCCAGGAGUUCUGCACAGGAGGCACCAGAGCUGAACCGCCAGUGCUGGGUCCUUGGUCACUGGGUGUGACAGACACCCCAGCCUGGCUCCUGGACCUCAGGCCACCGCUGGCACCACUUACCUGCCAUAAGACCACUAGUCAGGCGCCACUGGAUAUCUGGCCUGUGUGCCGUCAGCUCAGCCAGCCUUCAUUGGAGAUACGGGGCCUGUCCUUCCUGCGGCAGCCUGGGUCUCAGAGCUCUGGGGCAAGGGAGUGCACAGGGCUGCCCAGGGCAACUUUGGGACAGCAACCCCUAACUCUUGCCACCACCACAUACAGAGCCCUGCUGGGUGCAGCUGGCACCAGGAAUGACACGGACACCAGCCACUGAAUGCCUGGAUGCCCACAGACCAGCCAAGAAGUUCAGGAGGUGCCCGGAGGUGCCCAGAGGUACAGAGCCUUGAGGGGGGCAGAGGGCAAGACUUCCUGAAGGAGGGACAGCUGUGCUGGCACUGCAGGGGGAGAGUCACCAGCAGGCACACAGCAGGGGCUCAAUAAAUGCUUGUUGACCUGUUUUAUAGCUGUGUGUGAAGGCCAGUUGCUCUUGGGGCUACUAGUUGCCCCACCUGCCAGCUCCUUGAGAUAGCCCUAGGUUUGCUGAGCUAAGGGGCAGACACUGAGGGUGUGGCAGGCAGGAGCCUAGAGCCAAAGCCGGGCCUGGGGGCAGGUGCAGGAUGGAGCCCAGCUGGCACGGGCUGCCUUGAAUUCCAGAGGGCAGGGAGAGGAGAGCAGGAAAUGUGGGUAGUCUGGAGAUGGGCCCUCAAACUCAAGCCCUAAGCUGGGAAGUUUGAGAAGCCACAUCUCUCCUGAGAGCUUAGCAAUGCCCUGACCCCCAUGGGGACCCUUUGCCCUGUGUCUGGGCCACCUUUAAAUAAAAUCCUAGGGCUUAGGUGCCUGGCGAAACAGUCCCUAUCAUAAAGAUGAGGAAUUUAGGGUUGCAGAAAUGAAGUGGAGCCCUAAGAGAUGAAGUAACUUGCCUAAGGCCACAGAGAGCUAGCAAAUGACAGAGCUGGAGUUCGAACCAAGACUCCCAAGAAAGAGUUCAAUGAUUUCCCAAGAGAGAUCGUAUCUUCCCAGACAGAUUUUUAGAGGUUUCCCUCAAUCAAAGCACUUUCUUCUCCUUCACUCAUCCAUAAAUCUAUCAUCCAUCAUCCACUCAUCCAUCUGUCAUCCAUCCAUCCAUCCAUCAUCAU